AAUCUGAUUUUUUAAUAGGCCCAAAUGGUCCAAAAGAUAUUUGAUGUGGGCUGGAUCCCAAAAUAAUGACCCAAUAUAGAUUUGUUAUUAAUAUUACUUAAUUUCCCUUAAUGAAACAUGCAAUGUUAGUGAAGGAAAGGGCAGGCUAAGGUAAUUAUGACAAUAGGAUCCUGCUUUAAUAGUAUAGAUGACAAAAUAUAUUUAUUCAGAUCAUAGCACAAUCGAAUAAAUGAUAUAAUCUUACCAAAAAAAAACUAAAAGUCGAGUUCUUUCUUCCAAAUGGAUCGCAAGAAAAGACGCAUAAAAAAAUAAUAAAAUGAAAAACCUCUUUCGCGUGUUCAUGUUGUGAUGAUUUUUAAUAGGGACAUUUAGGAGAAUAUACCCAUCCGAAGCAUAAAUUAGAGGAAUACCAUGAUUGAGACUUUAUGCAUUUUUGACUAUCCUUUUGGAUCAUUUUUGACGAUUUUGUCCCUGCAGAGGAGAGAAGAACUGGCACUGAGAUCGAGAUGUCAGACUGUAUGCAGCUGUUUGCAGGUGUAGAGUAUGUAGGGGCUUCACCUUAUAAUCCUCUGGUUAUUAGGAUAGAAGUGUAUUAGACUGUCAGAAAAAAUAAAUCUAUUUUUACUGUAAAUAUAUCAUGAAAAUUUCGUAGAAAACUGCAUUCAAGAUUGUUUUUUUAUUUAUCAUUUAAGAUAUAUUACAAUGGGUAUUAAACUUAUUUUUCUUAUUAUUAGAUAGUAUUAUCAAAGUUCAAGAUUCAGAAAAAAAAAGAGAAAAAGACAAGCAAUGACAAUCAUAGAGAUUAUAGAGCAUGAAUUGAUAAAAAAACUGUGUUGAAAAAGAAGAAAAAUAAAGAGAAAAAAUAUAGACAAAUAAAUUGGGAUUAUCGUUAACGAUAAGAUAUUAUAUAGCAGCUAAUAUGUUGCGUUACGUAUCCAAUAUAUAUAUUAACGGUUAACUUGAUUGUUGACAAGUAUUACAUAUUUUAGACACUAUAUAACUCUAAAUAUUAACGGGUAAACAUUAUGUUAUCCAAAAAUUAAUUUGUAGUCGAAUUAUAAUUAGUAUAAUGUGUAAUCCCUAAGACAUAGUGGUAUAUAUCAUUUAUUUUUUAUGGAAUAACAUAUCAAAAGAUGUCAUAUAAGAAUAGUAUUAGACGCUAACGCCAAAAAAAACCAUGUACUUUAAUGGUUUGCAUAAAAUGAUCUAAAUAUAUCUAUGUCCACUUCAGUUGUUAGAUGUCAAAAUAUAUUUGUACUGUGGUGGUGUAUUGAAAGUUUUUAUAUAAUGUUAAUUGUUAUAUAAAAUGUUAGCGUAUAAAUGUUUUAGUUGACCAUAACAAUAAUAAUUAUCGUUAAUCUAAAGUAUAAGCAGAUGAGUCUUAUGUAGUUGAAAAUAGAAUGGUAACCUUUAGUAUUAGAAAUUAGACAUUAUAUAAAAGUCUAAUCUUACUAGUUAACUAUAUCAUUAGUAUGUAAGCGGUAUUGUAAUUAGUAUAUCUGAUCAAUUUUACAGAUAAAAAGAAUGUUAGAGACAAAAUUUUAUAGUUAACGAUUAUCCAUAUUGUUAAACAAAUAAAAAGAAAGUUAGAGGCGGAAUUUUAUAGAUAACAGUUCCUUUUAAACACAUAUAUAAACUGCAAACAAAAUUUCUAAUAACAACCAGUCCGAUGAAAACUCGAUUCCUCUAUAUAAAAACAUCGGCAUCAAUCUUUUUUCAAAAUCUUGUAACUGUCACCAAUUAUGAGUCCGCCAAAUUAUGCAACACAUAAAAAAACUUGUACCAGAUAACAAUUAAUCUGAAGAAAGUAUCAGCUAAUAAUACAUGUAACACGUAACAAAUCAUUUAUUAGAUAGCCAAUACAAACUCACAAAAACACCAAAAGAUCUGAUAAAAAAAUAGUGAAUAAAGAUUUAAAUAAGAAUAGAGGUUAAAAAAGAUUAAAUCGCAUAAUACCGAGUGGAAAUAAAAGAAAGAGCUUAGAGUAGAAAGAAAUAAUAAAAAGAAUCUCACCUCUUAAAAUUUUGAGACAAAAGGUGUUUUUAGACUUCUUUCGUAUGGACAGUAAAUAUAGGGUUUUCAGAUAGCCUGACAGCUACAAAAUAGCCUGACACGAUUACAGAGGGAGUUGUAAGAAGGGCAAAAUUGGAAAUGAAAAUCGAUGAUGAAGAUGGGGGUAGUCUCUUUAUUUCAGUAGUGUUUAGAGGCAUACACGCCAAUUUCUCUUUUUAAUAUACUGUAGUAUAUAAACAAACUUGGAUAUCAGUCCUCACAUUUUUGAACUUUUGUGAUUACCCUGUUUUGUAAGUAGUUACAAGAUUUAUAAAUUAGUCAAAUAUAAAUCAACCAUUAUUGCUAUUUAAAAACCAUUAAUAGCUUAAUAAUAUGGUUAACAUUAAAUAUAUAAGUUAUUAAUUUUAAUUAUAAUCAUAAUAUUAAGAAAUAAAAAUAAACUACUUAUAUGGUAGUAAUAAAUUAAUUAGCUUUAAUGAGGUCAGUGUUAAAGAUUAUUUUCAAGUAUCGUUUUAGAAAAAUUAAUCAAUAUCAUACAGAAUUUUAAAAUAAUAAUAAAAUAAAUAUUGAAAGUUUUUAUAAAAAUACUGAAAAUUAGUUUUACAUAUAAUUGAUAAUAAAUUAAACAUUUUUUUUAAAAAAUACAUUAAAAUUGUUUUCAUGGAAAAAUAAGUGUAUAUUUGUAAGUACAUUGUGAACAGAAAAUGUAAGGCUAUUUUAUUUAAUUUAAUGUGAAUCUUUAAAAAAAAUAGAAAAAUAAAAACCUCAACCAUAAUUUUAAUACUAAUAUGAAAAUAAAAAAAAAUACAUACUUGCAUAGUCCAACAAUAAAAAUAACUCAAUAAUUUAUACUAAACAAACAGAUAAAAUAUCUAGGGCAAUUGCAGUAGAUGUACAUGGAAAAAAGAUUAUUUAGCUCCACGGUUAUAACUGUUCGUUUUUUCAAAUAUUCCAAAAGUACCCCUACUCCACUUCAGCUCCCUCUGACACACCUAUACUACGCUAUAUCUGGUAGAGGUCAUGAUUAUGCUAUACCACUCUACAGCACGCGAAUAAACUCAUUUCCCCUAAAAAAUAAACGUUUUUCUCCAUUAUUACCUUACCACUAUUCAAUCUCCUUCUUCAUUUUAUUUUUCGGAGUAUACGAAGCAAACUGUCUUUUGCAAUUGUGGAGGGUGAUAAUUUUAGAGAUGGUUUCUGCUCGGCUUGUUGAUCAUCCGGAUUCACCAGAAGAACAACAGAUGCGGCCAAUUCCAAAGAUGAUGUUUGCAGCUGGCGAGGAACCCGUAGGUGUUCGUGUUCUUACUUAUCAAUCGUCGAGCGUUUUAAAACGUAUUUUUAAUGCGUUAGAGGAAGAUGAAGUUGAAAUUAUUAGGCAAUCUUCUUUUGGUAGAUUGAUCGAGAUUGCAGACAAACCGGUAUUUUCGGGUAGAUUCGCAAGGUAUUUGUUAUCAAGGCAGCUCAAAACGAAGAAAAAACAUGAGGCCUGGUUUAGAUUUGCCGGAAAACCGGUUCGGUUCUCCCUUCGAGAAUUUGCAACUGUGACGGGAUUACCAUGCGAUAAUUUUCCGCAGAAGUCGAAGAUGAAGCUUAAGAAAACUAUAUCGGAGAAACCCUAUUGGCCAACUUUUUUUGGAAAAGUUGAGGUGGUUACCGUCUCUUCUUUGAUCAAGAUGCUGUACCGGAAAACUGUAAAGGAUAAGGAAAUCCGGAUUAAAUAUGCAUGUUUGGCUCUUCUCGAAUCGGUCCUUCUUCCUACAAGCCUCAACAUGAAGAUAUCUAGAGAGCAUGCGGAAGCUAUUGAAGAUCUAGGGGAAUUUCUUGCGUCCCUGUGGGGGAGGCUUUCUUUUGACCUGCUUAUGGGUAGUAUUAAAGAGAGAGAUGAGAUUGGUCUGUCUCAAAAUACGAUUGUGGUUAAAGGAUUUGUACUCGGUCUACAGCUAGUGUUGGUCGAAGCUGUACCUGCCUUGACAGAGGUGGUGGAUGAUACGGGUUCUUCAUCUGAAUCAGAUGUCAAAGAUCUCGAUGGUGUUGGCCGUGAUAUUUUCCGGAAGAAACACACUUUGAACCCUGCUCACGCGCGAAGUGUAGACAAGAGAACUGAUGUUAUUGUUCAUAGCAUCCUUGAUGACGAUCCUUUACAACCUCUUGAUGCUGGAAACUUAGCUUAUUCAGACGAAGAGCAAGAUUCGAGAGUCGAGAACCUGGUUGAAGGCAUAAAGGGUAAUAUAAAUUAUAAUUACUCUUCUUUCGAAGGUGGGAUGAGACAGAUUGAUGUGGAGUGUAUGCGACAGUCUUCUAAAGGAUCGUCGAAGUCAAAGAAAGCAAAUAAUUUGCACAAUAAUGUUGAACGCAUUGAUCCUUCUUAUGUUGCGGCAACUGUGAUAGAGAAAAUGAAACCUCGGUUAGAUUUAUUGGAGAAAAACCAAAAUGCCGCAUCUUCUACGCUGGUUGAGAUGGAGGGGAGAGUUGUUAGACAAGUGGAGUCCGUGCUGGUAAAGUUUAAGGAGGACAUGAUUAACAGUGUUAAGGAUAUGGUUUCUGGAUUGUGCAAAGAUUACUUAGCUGCCCACGUUGGGCCCCAAUAUGUUACCCCACCAGUUCGUAAUGACGUUUCAGGCACAUCAAACCAUACGACUCCGGUGGCUGAUCAAAAUGAAGUAACUAUCCGAAAUGUUUUACGCAAUCUUAGUGACUACUCUACUCCGCCACGGUCGACUCGGAUGAGUCAGGAUGAGAACCGGACUCCAACAAUGAAGGAUAAUCAUGGAUCCGGAUAUGAGUGUGUUACUCCGGUACCGCCGAACGGAGCCCAGUCAGCCAAUAGCGAGAGUCGUGCAAGGCAAAGUUCGUUUCAACAACGAUUAGUAAGAUUGUUUAAAUUUACUUAUAGAUUUCUCAUAUUCUUACAAUUUCAUACUUUUCUAUAUUACUUACUAUCCCUGUUUAUUAUUAAGGAGUUACAUAAAAGGAAAGCACAUAAUGUAGAGGAGGAACCUUCAUUCUCGCUUGGUCUUACUCAAGAAGAACAGAGUGUGGGUAUAGUUAAUGUUUCGGUACGCGAGGAUGAAUUCGCGGAUCUUGUGCCUCCUAUACAUGUAGCUGACAACAUAGAAGAAAGGCAAUUAUGUCGCAAGAGCAAGAGGCAGAAGACGGUUCCGUCAGGGCUUCUUGAAACAUACCAGUGUGGUCCUCAUUUACUGUCACGGUUGAGAGAAUAUCGGAAGUUUAUUUUCUUAUUGGAUGAUAUGUCUGCUAUGGAAAGGAAGUUUGAAAAACUGUCAUCAGACGUAAAGAGGAAUUCGUAAGUAUUUUAAUUUUUUUAACAAAAUAUAGCAGUAAUGAUUGUAUUAGAAAAUUUAGUUAAUCUCAACAAAACUGAUUUUGAGUUUUUAACAAUAAACGAAAUCAACGGAAAUGAAUGAGAAAACUAAAAAAAUUACAUUGUAUGCAUAACUAAACAACAUCAUUUAGGCUAAAAACAAAUAUAAAGGAAAAUAUAAUGAAAUGAAUUCCCGCCCUACGGGCGCGUCGUAGUAAUAGUAAAAAAAAAAGCGUUCGAAAGUUACAUUUUUUUAGGAAUAAAAAAACUAAAAAAUAGAUGAGUGGUUGAACCGAGCAGUUUCCGGUUAAACGUAAACCAACCUAUUGAAUACAUCUGCCGGUUAGUUUUAAAACCACGUAAAACCUCAAACACGAGAGAAGCGUGUUAAUUGCUGCUAGUCUACCUUGAAGAGAUUUCUUCCUCAUCGUUCUUCAAAGCAUCGUUCUCAAAUCUGUGAACGACGCAUUGGAUUGAUGAUUAUCAGUGGUUCGGAUUAGCGUAUCGUUAUAGUUUGAUCAGAUUUCGGAACCUCAAGUCAUUGUCUACACAUUUGACUUUCUCCACAUUUUACCGUCCAGUUGUUCGAUGAUAUUCCCCUGUGAAGGAAAAUCUCGAUCCUUAUAGCUUCGGUGCCGUUUAUAUAUAUAUAUAUAUAUGUUAAAUGGAACGAAGUUGAUUUAACUAAAAUAACCAUUUGAAACAUUUCAUAUAUGUAAUGACGAUCUUAUUAAAGUGGAUAAAAUUUAUUUAAAUAUUAAAAGAUAUUAUUUGGUUGCUAUAUAAUAGGGGAUAGUUAAUAAUAUUUAGUUGUAUACAAUAGGUUAGAUUAAAAAAUAAAUAAGUGCAAUAAUCUUAUAUAAGUAGAUUUUUUAGGAUUCUUUCUCUUUUAAUAGUAUUGACUAGUUUCACACACUCUCACUUUUUUCUCUUUCUAUCUCGAUCUAUCUUUUUUUUACAAAACUAAUUUCCCUUUUUCUUUUGGUUAUUUCAUAAAUAACCCCAUAAAUUUAACAUUCUUUAAAAAAAAAAUUACCGCAUACUGCAGUGAGAGAUGGUUUAAAGAUUGAGGGAUUUAUCUUUUUUUGAAGUUUAAGUUUUGCUACUUUUUACGAGUGUGCAUUAAAUUAUGGACGUUUAACGGUGUUAGAGCCAGCCAUAAAUAAUAGCAAAAAACUGAAAAAGUGUUCGAUUUUUUUUUUUGAUCAAACUAACUGAAAAAAGGGCUUAUUUGCUGAAUAACCUAAAUCAUAAGUGAAAUAAAGUGCAUGCUUAUGAUUUUGACAUAAUUAAGUAAGUAACAAUUAUACCUCUUUUGAUCCGGUUCUAACCCUCUCUUGAACAAGUAGCAGGUGAAAGGAAGAAGGUAAUGCCACAUCACUUAAAUUAAAUAUGGCUAAUAAUAAGGCCACAUCACACACAUACAAACCACAUAAACCAAAUUAAAUAAGGCCACAUCAUACACAUACAAACCACAUAUGUUUUAUUGUUUCAGUAAAUAUAUAGAGGAUAAUAGAAAAAUAAUAGUUUGAUAAAUAAUGUAGUCCAUUCAUUUGUGUAAAUAUAAUGAUGUUGUUCUCCAUUAAAGAAUAAAUGUUGACAAAUGUGUAGAUGAUGUAAUAGGUAAAGUUACAAUAUAUUGCGUACUAUUCCUUAAAAAUUUGAAUAUCUCUAAUCUAAUCUGGAUAUGUCAACCUACAUUCAAGAUAUAAACAAUUUCUCAUGUUUUCAAAUAUCAAAUAUACCCAGGUUCAUACCACUAUACUAUAUGGUGGAUAUAGUAUAGUACGUUUACAGUGUACUGUGAAAUAACUUUAGUAGUAAGGUUAUAUGGAUGUUUAAUUACUAUAUUAUUGGAUAGAAUAGACUGACACUACGACAUGGAUGAGUUCAUAUCACUAAUACAAGUAACGGAGCAACGAGGGUGAGUUAUUGAAACCCCCACCCAGAUGAUAACACUAAACUCUAAUCUGGAAAUGUCAACCCACAUCCGAGAUAUAAACAGUUUUCCCCGUUUUCAAAUAAUGACAUUAACCAGGUUCAUAAUACUAUACUACACGGUGGAUAUAGUAUAGUACUUUUAGAGUGUACGAGGAACUAAACUUAGUUCUCGUUCAAUAAUUCAGAGGACUUUAGUAGCAAGGUUAUAUGAAUGUUCUAUUAUUCAAUUAUUGAAUAGAAUAGACUGACGGGUUCAUAUCACUAAAAUCUAAACUCUAAUUACUAAACCCUAACUCAAAUAUAAACCCUAAACCCAAAUAUAAACACAAAACCCAAAUAGAAUGGAACAAAAUAAAUAACAUGGUACAUAUAAGUGAAACUAUAAAAUAUCGAUGAUUGCAUGAAAGAAGUUAAUGAUCACCCCAACCAUACCUCCUCACCUUCUAAAUACUAAACCCUAAAUUAUAGGCACUAAACCCUAAUCCAAAUAUAACCUAAACCCUAAACCUAAAUAAAUAGAUUAAGCUAAAUCCUAAUCAAGGAAGUAUAAAACCAAAUAGAAUGUAUAUAAUAUGGUUUAUUAUACCCAAACCUUUACUUAGUAAAUCUAAACCCUAGGCAGAAACCUAUAAACCCAAAUACAAUCUAUAAAUUGUUUUUCAAUAUUAAACACUUGAAAGCACAUUUACUUGAAAUAAAUAGAUUAAGCUAAACCCUAAUCAAGAAAAUAUAAACCCAAAUAGAAUAUAUAUAAUAUGGUUUACUAUACUCAAACAUUUACUUAGUAAAUCUAAACCCUAAACUCUAAUCACUAAACCCUAACUCAAAUAUAAACCCUAAACCCAAAUACAAACACAAAACCCAAAUAGAAUGGAA
Brassica rapa (field mustard) is the source of this 8152-nucleotide messenger RNA. RefSeq lists its product as uncharacterized. The record is from RefSeq and is a predicted model, not a curated record. NCBI's taxonomy places the organism in Eukaryota, Viridiplantae, Streptophyta, Magnoliopsida, Brassicales, Brassicaceae.